Molecule: messenger RNA, 573 nt
Organism: Vittaforma corneae ATCC 50505
Lineage: Eukaryota; Fungi; Microsporidia; Nosematidae
Exons: 1
Coding region: 1-573 (190 amino acids)
Biological process (GO): protein sumoylation
Cellular component (GO): nucleus
Molecular function (GO): SUMO conjugating enzyme activity
Source: RefSeq, a predicted model, not a curated record
AUGGCAGGUUUUCUAUUUCAAACAAUGUCAUUCCUGUUGAACCAUGUAUUGGACAGAAUUAUCUUUGAGUUUCUACUUAAUCUUUGGUUUUUCUUUUAUGUUGUCCAUAUGGAGGCUAGUAUAAGACUACAGAAUGAGCUUCAGAGUUUCCAAAAACAAAAAUGCUUUGGGUUUUAUGCAAAGCCAAAUCCAAACAAUAUCUUUCAGUGGAAGUGUCAGUUCUAUCACAAGGGAUAUUUCUUCAGUCUUUCGAUGAUCUUCACAAAGGAUUAUCCUUUAUCUCCACCAAGAAUAAAAUUUGAUGAAAAAGUGUUUCAUCCUAACGUGUUUUCGGACAAUUCAAUCUGUUUGGAUAUUAUUUCAAGUAAAUGGAGUCCUUCAUUGACCAUAAAGGAUAUUUUGAAUGGCCUAAAACAACUACUUGAUUUUCCAAAUCCAAAUAGUCCAGCAAAUACUGCUGCUGCCAGUCUUUAUUCAUCUGAUCUUGUAAAAUAUGAAGAAAAGGUAAAAAGCUUCAAUGAUAAGUAUCACACUCAAUAUAAGCUAGCAAACUUUAGAAAAAUUAAGAAAUAG